Molecule: messenger RNA, 3508 nt
Organism: Sphaerodactylus townsendi
Lineage: Eukaryota; Metazoa; Chordata; Lepidosauria; Squamata; Sphaerodactylidae
Gene: MINDY4
Product: MINDY lysine 48 deubiquitinase 4
Exons: 16
Coding region: 317-2047 (576 amino acids)
Biological process (GO): protein K48-linked deubiquitination
Molecular function (GO): cysteine-type deubiquitinase activity; K48-linked deubiquitinase activity
Source: RefSeq, a predicted model, not a curated record
CCACCCUAGAAGCCCAAACAUCCCACAGAACAAGAAGUUCGAGUUUAGAAAUCCAAAGACCUCUGUAUUCCUGAAUUCCUUCUCUGACGAAGACACCUGUGUGAGAACAGUGCCUCAAACAAACCAGGCUCAGAACUGCAGCGAUGAAAUCACCGAGGAGGUGACCAGCCUGACUUCCCACAGGCCUUGCGUGGAAAACAAGAAGGGCAAGACCGGGCAGGCAUUGGAGAGUUUGCUGCCUGAAGGAGAGAAAACACUUCAAAAUAGCAGAGGGGAGCCUAGAACUCCCGAGCAGUCUUUGGAGACCAGAACAGCCAUGAGAGACAAACUCCGGACCAAACCGGGCCUCAUCAUCCGAGGCAUGAUGGCCGGUCCGACCGCCAGCUUUCAAGAGGAUUCUUUGAAAAGAAGGCAUCUGAAACGACCCUCUGGGGUCAGUAACCCAGCCCAACUGCGAGAGGAAGACAAUACAAAAAGCAUUUUCAGCACAGCAAGCAAAAAUUUCCCCGAGACUGAAGGAACUGCUAGACAACCUGCGAAUCUCCUCUCUUUACGCUCUGCCAGUUCCCUGGACGAAGGGAAGGAGCAUUCCUCCAAGACGUUGUUCAGUCCCCAUGCAAGCAGAGGGGACUGGAAAGCCAGACAUUCCAUCCAAGAUGAAAGCGACCUGCCGGGCAGGCGGCUGUCUGACGGUCCCCAAGAUGGAGUCAGGAAAUCUGCAUCUAGCCGCGAUCCGAAGGCAAACGAGAAAAGCUACCAACUAACUGGUUUUCAGAGGCCCCUGGAAGGCGAGAAAAAAGAGAACAGAAAGAGCGAAGCUCAGUUUUUGGAUUGCAGAAGGACUCUGGCGUCCAUUUCCAGUCAAGGCAGCUGCGGGGAGGAUGCUUUGGAGCUAGUUGACGUCGAGGACGAAGUACCUGCUGUGGAGGUUUCCAAGAUCUCUGAUCCAUCCGCGAUGGUUGUGCUCCAACUGAAGUCAAAACCUAUUGACUUUUGCCUGGCCAGAGACCUGAAAAUCUUAUUGUUUGGCUCCAGCCUCGGCUGCUUCAGCGAGGAGUGGAAAAUUCAGAGCUUCGUUUUCAGCGAUGUGCCGGAGCUCAAGUAUGGCAUCGUGCAAAGAAAGGGGGGACCGUGCGGGGUCCUGGCCGCCGUCCAAGGCUGUGUCCUGCGACAUCUUAUCUUCGGAGACAGCGGCGGGAACAGCGGCGACGCUUCCAGGAGCCUCCAGCCUUCGGAAGCCCACAGGACCAGAUGCCUGGCUUUGGCUUUCGCGGAUAUCUUGUGGCGUGCCGGCGGUGGCGAGACGGCCACCGUGGCCUUAUGCUCAGGAACACAGCAGUUCACCCCCGCAGGGAAAUACAAAGCAGAUGGGAUCUUGGAAACGAUCACGUUACACGUCGCCACAAGAUACAAAGACCUGCUGAGGUUUUUGCAGCAGAACAUUUCUCAGUUUGAAUCUGGCCCUCACGGAUGCAUUCUUCUAACUCUGUCUGCAAUAUUAUCAAGAUCCAUCAAUCAAAUUCGGGGAGAUUUUGACGUGAUCACGAACCAGCUGAUCGGGGCGCAUGGAUACUGUACACAGGAGCUGGUGAAUCUGCUGCUGACGGGCAAAGCCGUGUCCAACGUUUUCAAUGACGUCGUCGAGCUGGACUCUGGCAACGGCAACACCACGGCUUUGAAAGGGAUCUCCGGCCGGAGCGACAUCGGCUUGCUGUCCCUGUUUGAGCACUAUGACGUCUGCCAGGUGGGCUGUUAUUUAAAGACCCCCAAGUUUCCCAUCUGGCUGGUCUGCAGCGAGAGUCACUUCAGCGUUCUCUUCGGCACGCGGAAGGAUUUGCUCGGGGACUGGAAAACGGAGCGGCGGUUUGACCUGUACUACUAUGACGGCUUGGCCAAUCAGCAAGAGGAUAUCCGCCUGACCAUCGAUACAUCUCAGCCUUAUCUUGAGGACCCGGAAAGCGACCUCAUUCCUCCGUUGGAACACUGCAUAAGGACCAAAUGGAAAGGAGCUGUCGUCAACUGGAACGGCACCGAACCCAUCCUGUGACCAACCUGACCGGGCCGGCUGGAAACUAGCCCUAUUCCCAUACUCGGAGGAAGUUGGACAGCUGCUGCGCCUUGUUGUGUUGCACUCGACAGGACAGGGGGAUGCAGGAGGGGAGAGGCCAAGGUUUCGUUUUGCCUUCGUCCAUUGCACCAACAGCAGAGGCAUAGGUCUGGAGCUGCUUCCCUUUUCUGUGUUCGGCCGGCCUGCGUGUGAAAGCGAGGAUCAACCUGCACAGCCAACAUAAGCAGCAGGGGAAGAGCAGUAAAUCUGUCAACGGCUCCGUUCCUGAACCUGCUCCUCUGUGUCCUGCCAUUGUAUACAACGGAUCAACCGAACAACAGGGACUACGCCCACAUUUUCUUUUUCAGCUCUGGCUGUUUUCCGCCAUCUCCAUUCACAAUCAAGGCCAGCCAAAGUAUAGACAAAGAAACAUGGAAGGAAUCCUCCAUCCCAGCUGGAUUUCUGUUUGGCUCCCAACACGCUUUGGACCACCCACCAUUGGUGUCGACUCUGGGUUUUGGAUACUUGGACUACUGGGGGGGCGGGGCAGGGGGACUCAAACAUGAUUUUAUCCCACUCAUAAUUUCACCGGGAGGGGGAUUUCUUUACUGGGCCACACAAAGCUGCUAGCUAGGAGAUUCAUAGGUUACCCAUCUAAUAAACUAAAGUACAAUAUUGUAAGCAUGCUAAGAAAGGAAAGAAACCUGGUAAGCUUGAUUUUAAAAACAAACUUUAAAAGAGAGGGGGACACCACAGGUAGUUUGCAUUUUUAUGGGUACAUUUGCCUGGGGAUUGGGACUGCAAAUUUCCUUUUUGUAUUAUCAGUUAAAUUAUACCGAAUUUCCCCACCCCUCUUGUGGAAGCCAAUUGGGAAGGCCCGUCCUAUCACAAUAGGAUGGUCCGGAUUCGUGCACUUAGUGCUAAUAAAUGUUUACACACCGGGAGGGGACAUCAGAGAAUUUUGGGCAGGCUGAUUCCCUUGGUAAACAUGACAUCUGGUCAAAACUUUGGUUACAGGAGGCAUUUUAUAAGAUGCACGCUCUUAAAAUCUUUAUAAAAUAAACCCUUAAGAAGUGGGAAGUUUCCUGCUUUGGUUUCACCAAAUUCGCUAAUCACCCCAAAGGGAUCCAACGCAGAAGUCUGCCAUCUUUUUUCACCGGGUUCUUGGUCUAUCUUUUACAAGUUCACCCAAUUUCAUCUUCUAGGUUGAGCUUGUGGGUUGUAGCCAGAUAGCAUUUGAGCUGUACUGUGUGAUUCUAGGUAAUGUUAUUUGAAGAGUUGGGUGGGAGGGGGACUGACAGAGACCAGAAUGUUGGCCCCCAACCUGUGCCUUAGAGUUGCAGCAACGAAAUUUGCCAGCACCUAUUUCAGCGACCUUCUGCCUGCCAUUUUGUUGCUUGCUAAUCAGAACAAAAAAACAUUAUUUAUGAGCAUUGUUUCAAUAAAGGGUAGUUUGGAUAA